Molecule: messenger RNA, 947 nt
Organism: Styela clava
Lineage: Eukaryota; Metazoa; Chordata; Ascidiacea; Stolidobranchia; Styelidae
Product: 18S rRNA aminocarboxypropyltransferase-like
Biological process (GO): maturation of SSU-rRNA
Molecular function (GO): rRNA small subunit aminocarboxypropyltransferase activity
Source: RefSeq, a predicted model, not a curated record
AUUAGAUUUAGAAUACAUAACACUAUAUACAAUAGCAAUGUCUCACAAAAAACAGCAUCAACGGAGGAAAAACUUCAAAAACAAAAAUAAAUAUGAAACGCCGCAACUUGCAAUGGAUGAAGAGGAUUUACAUGAACCAAGAGGCACGACGAGCAAUUUUACAAUAGCAUGCCCCCUUGCAAUGUGGGACCUGGGACACUGUGACCCGAAAAAAUGUACAGGAAGAAAGCUUGCUCGUAAAGGAGCAGUUAGAUUACUGAAAUUACAACAAAGAUUCGCUGGAGUAAUUUUAAGCCCGAUGGCUACUGAAUAUAUCAGUGCCGGAGAUAAAGACAAAGUAUUAGCUCAUGGCAUAGCUGUAAUUGACUGUUCAUGGGCAAGGUUGCAAGACACUCCAUUUUCAAAAAUGAAAGGAGGUCACUUGAGACUUUUACCAUACUUGGUUGCAACGAAUCCAAUAAAUUAUGGCAAGCCCUGUAGGUUGUCAUGUGUGGAGGCAUAUGCAGCUACACUUUAUAUUGUUGGGCUUGAAGAUAGUGCUAAAUCUGUUUUAAAACCUUUCAAAUGGGGUCCCAACUUUUUUACAUUGAAUGAGGAACUUUUGGAGUUAUAUCAGAGUUGUGAAAGUUCAAAAAGUAUCGAGACAGCUGAACAAAAUUGGCUACAAAAUGAAAGAGAUGAACUUAAUGCUAAAAGUGAAGAACGGGAUCCUUUUGAUAUAGAUUUAAGUGUUGAACACUGUAAUCCCAACCAUACAUCCCUGCCACCAGAUGAAGAUUCUGAUUCUUCCUGUAAUUCAUCUGAAGAAGUUUGAUGUCUGAAUAGAUUCUAUAGUAGCAGAUUGUUAGGAUAGCAAAUUUAGAAUAAAAGUUCAAAAUAAUCAUACUUUUUUUUAUAUAAAAUGUUGUUCUGUCAAUUUCAAUACAAUAAAUCGUGCCAAUUGCCAA